AUGGCACUGAGUGUCCAUGAAGCUUCGUCCUCAAACUCUUCUAACUACUAUCCAACACCAAAGAAAUUUGAUGUUUUCUUGAGUUUUAGAGGUGAAGACACUCGUAAAAACUUCAUAAGCCACUUGUUUCCUGCAUUAUGUGAUAAAGGAUUCAGAGUUUUUAAGGAUGAUGAAGAGAUUAAGAGAGGAGAAGUCAUUUCAAAAGAACUCCUACAAGCAAUUGAGGACUCUCAUUUUGCAGUUGUUGUUCUCUCAAAAAAUUAUGCCUCUUCUUCAUGGUGCUUAAAGGAGCUCCGACAUAUUAUGCAUUCAAAAAAAGAAUUUUGUCUACAAGUUUUUCCCAUUUUUUUAGGUGUAGAUCCUUCUGAUGUAAGGCGUCAAAGUGGAAGUUUUGCUGAAGCUUUUGCCGAGCAUCAAAUGCUUCAAAGGAACCACGAGGAGAUGGAAAGUUGGAAAGAUUCCCUUAAAGAAGUUGCUGGCUUAUCUGGUUGGGAUUCCAAGGAUAUGGAUGAAGGAGAACUUGUCAAAACGGUGGUUGAGGAGUUAUGGACCAAAUUACGUGAAAGAUUGCCACCUUGUUCGAAUGAUGUUCGGUUUGUAGGAAUUUGGGGCUUAGGGGGUGUGGGUAAGACAACAAUCGCAAGGGAGGUUUUUGAUAGAUAUCGUUGCCAAUUUGAUGUUAGUUGCUUUCUCGCCAAUGUUAGGACAACUUCAGAAAGAGAUGGCGAGGUUGAGUUACAAAGAAAACUUCUUUCACGUCUCAAAAUUAAAAACAAGGAAAUUGAAGACGUGUAUAAAGGAAAGGAAAUAAUCCAAAACCAUUUUCACAGCAGAAAGGUUCUACUUAUCCUUGAUGAUGUUAGUCAUGAAACCCAUUUGCAAAAUUUAGCAGGCAGCCCGAUUUGGUUCGGCAAUGGGAGUAGGGUGAUCAUAACAACUCGAGAUUCGCACUUGUUGACAUUUCAUGGAGUGCGUGUGGUAUUUGAGGUUAAAACGAUGAACCCAAAUGAAUCUCUUCAACUCUUUUGUCAGAAAGCAUUUGGGGGAGAUGAACCUCCAGAGAGUUUUUUGAAGCUGUCUAACGCUGUUUGUGAUUAUGCUGGAGGGCUUCCUUUAGCUCUCAGUGUCUUGGGUUCCUUAUUAUAUGGAAGAAGUGUGUCUGAAUGGAAAGAUGCUUUGGAUAUGUUGAAGAAAGACCCACAUAAAGAUAUUUUCAAUGUACUCAGAAUAAGUUUUGAUGCAUUAAGCAAUACCGAACAGACAAUAUUCUUAGAUAUUGCUUGUUUUUUUAAUGGCUUGAGAAAAAAUGUAGUAACACAAAUAUUGACAAAUUGCGGUCUUAAUUCAACAUUUGGGAUAACAUCUCUUCAUCAGAAGUCUUUGCUAAGGGAUUAUGACAAUCAUCUAGUGAUGCACGAUUUGCUAGAACAAAUGGGCAGGAGAAUUGUUGCUGAGAAAUCUCUUAAUGAAGGUGUUGGAAAUCGAAGCAGAUUGUGGUCCAAGGAAGAUAUUGAUCUAGUACUGGAAAACAAUUGGGGCACAAAAGAAAUACAAGGCAUGGUUUCGCCCACAUCUUGUGAGGCCUGCUGGGAUCCUGAAGCCUUUUCAAGUUUGCUUAACCUCAGACUCUUCAUCGUCUCACAUGUCAACAUUCCCCAUGGUCUUAAAUGCCUUCCUAGAGCUUUGAAAGUUCUUCACUGGACAAAAUAUCCCUUAGACACUCUUUCCCAUGGAGCCCGACUGGAUAAUCUUGUUGAUCUUAAAAUGCGUCAUAGCCAAUUAAAGAAACUUUGGAGUGAAAGCCCGCGCUUGGAGAAGCUAGAGUUUCUGGACUUGAGUCAUUCCAAAUUCUUAAUUAAGAUUCCUAACUUCUCUGAGCUGCCAAAGCUGGUGAAAUUAGAGCUUGAAGGUUGUGAAGAUGUCGUUGAGAUUCAUCCUUCACUUGGACAACACAAAGAGCUUCAAGUGUUGAACUUGAAAGCUUGCAAAAAUCUCAAGACCCUUCCAAGAAAAUUGGAAAUGACUUCUCUAAAGGAGCUUGAUCUUUAUGGGUGCAUGAAAGUUAAAAAACUCCCAGAGUUCGGGGAAAAUAUGAAACACCUAGUGAUGCUUGAUGCUGGAGAGACAAGUUUAGUCAAACUUCCUGAGUCACUUGGAUUAUUGACUGGUCUGAGAACAUUGAAACUAAGGGGCUGUAGAAAUCUUGUUUGCCUUCCUCAGAGCAUUCACAAUUUGAAACGUCUUGUACUUCUUGAUAUUUCUGGCUGCUUAAAAUUUUCUAAAUUGCCAGAAAAACUGAAUGAAAUUGAAUCCUUGGAGGAGCUUGAAGCAAGUGAAAUUGAUAUAGGAGAAGUACCUAGUUCUAUUGGUGGUCUAGAAAAUCUCAAGACAAUAUCAUUUCGUGGGUGCGAAAGGCCAAAGUCGACCUCUCGGAGCCUGAUUCUGCUGUUGAAACACAUGUUUUGGAGGCAUUCAAUUCACGAGGGCUUAAUAUUGCCUAGUUCAAUGUUCAAAAUGAAAUCACUAAAAAAAUUAGAUUUAAGCAACCGUGGUAUGGUUGAUGGAUCCAUUCCGGGUGACUGGAGCGGCUUACCAUCACUGGAGAGAUUAGAUCUAAGCGGAAACAAGUUUGUGAACCUACCUGAUGGCUGCAUUUCUAAUCUUUUGAAUCUACAAUUUCUUUGUUUGAAUUCCUGUUCAAAACUCAAGUCGUUGCCACAGUGUGGACCAACGUUAAACGCAAUGGAUGCCGGAGAAUGUGCUUCAUUGGAAACAAUCUCAGGCGAACAAUUAUUACACCUCUUUGCUUCAAUUGAUGAACAGGUGGAAUGGCCGAGGAGAAGGGAAACAUUUGGGGUGACUAUUCCAGGGAGUGAAAUACCAUCAUGGUUUGAGAAUCAGAAUGAUGUUUUUCUGGACAAGAGAGGUGAAGCUGUAGUGAUGGUAGAGAUGCCUCCACGUGAAGAAUUUUUAGGAAUGGGUCGCGUGGUCUUGCUUCCAGGAAGCUGGCGUGAAUUUGAGAAAGAAAUAAAAUCUGGUCACCUUUGGAUCGUGUUUUGGAAACAAAGAGAGGAACUCAGUCAUCGACUGCAAUUAAGCAAGUACAGCCAGAUUCCCCUGAGAUUUGAGAUCGAUGGUAGCAAGCCAUAUCCACGAGCUCCGAUAAAGUGUGGAUGGCGUGUCAUAUGCAAAGGUGAUUAUGAAAAUAGUGGCAACUCAAUAGUGCCAAUAUUGGAACAACACAGGGAUGAAGGUGUUCGUACCCCAAUGCCCCACAGACGGUUCAGUUCCAAUUUUCAGUUUGCUCCUGCUGCCGCUGCACCACCAAGGAAUGCCCCUUGGCGGCAAUUUUUAUGGUGGCUCUUGCUAGAUCUUUACGAUGGCGGUAUAUGGGCUGCUAGCGAAAGGUAUCUCUUAGACCAUCGGGUGAUAUCUCAUGGUGCAAGCUUGCCAUCUCAUUUUCUUCUUCCUCUGGUUAUGUUUGUUUCGCCGGCGUCCAUGGUGGUUUUUAUUACUUUGGGUCUCACUCUUGAUAGAUGGUUUUCAACUUCUUUGGUUGCUUCCUUAAAAGGGGUGGGACCUUUGGGUGGUUCUUUGAACCCGUACCCUUUAUGGUUCAUUUUUCUAUUGGUGUCUUUUCUUUCUAAUGGAUUUCAGUGUGGUAAUGGCACUUCUAGUAGCGGCGAUGAUGACGAUGAUGGUGACAGCGACUGA
Messenger RNA from Prosopis cineraria, 3714 nucleotides. RefSeq names its product TMV resistance protein N-like. The record is from RefSeq and is a predicted model, not a curated record. Lineage: Eukaryota; Viridiplantae; Streptophyta; Magnoliopsida; Fabales; Fabaceae. Gene Ontology annotation, molecular function: ATP hydrolysis activity; protein binding; ADP binding. The coding region runs from base 1 to 3714 and encodes 1237 amino acids. Gene Ontology annotation, biological process: defense response; signal transduction. The transcript has 9 exons.